AUGAUGAGGAUUACCGAUGGCCGCCUGGAUAAGGCGGAUGCUCCAGCGGUGAAGAGCCGCGCAUUUCAUUUGACUACCGAGGAGGCUCGGGCAGCACCAGACGUUAUCGUUGGGACCUUCUUGGUCAAUGGUAUGACUGCUCACAUUUUCUUCGACUCGGGAGCUACUCGAUCAUUUGUGUCUCUUGCGCUUGGCAAGAAGUUUCGGGAUGCACCGAAAACUUUGGAUUCCCCGCUUGAGGUAAAGAUUGCAGAUGACCGCAUUAUGGGUGCUGUGAGGGUGUAUCGGAACUGUGUCAUGAACGUGCUUGGAGAGAGAUUCUGGGUUGAUCUAUUCCCGAUACCGUUGCGAGGGAUAAAGGCGAUCGUCGGAAUGGACUGGUUAGGGGCCAAUGGGUCCAUGAUUGAUUGCGAGCGCCAGUUGGUAAGGGUUCGGACCCCAAGUGGGGGGGACUGGUUAUUCAUGGAGAGAGGGCCUCGCAGGGGCCAAUUCUCUGUUCUACAGCGAGGGCUCGGAGAUUUCUACAGCAGGGUUGUAUGGGAUUUCUGGCAUAUAUCUCGAAUAUGGGGACCGAGACCACCAUAA
Messenger RNA from Lactuca sativa (garden lettuce), 585 nucleotides. RefSeq lists its product as uncharacterized. The record is from RefSeq and is a predicted model, not a curated record. Lineage: Eukaryota; Viridiplantae; Streptophyta; Magnoliopsida; Asterales; Asteraceae.